AUGUUUUCUCGUGCCGCCGCUUCGAUUUAUACAAACAACACGUCUGUCAUUCUUACUCGGCUCGUUUUCACAUCAUGUUUUCUUUCUGAUAAUCGCAACUUAUCAAGGACACGUAUAUUUUUGCAACAAAGAGCACCAUUUUAUAGGAGGCAAGUCCACAGUCAUGACUCACAUUCUCACGAUCAUUCCCAUUACAACUUAGCACUAGCUCUUUCCGGACCAACAAAUCGAGGAACAAAGAUAACAUUAGUAGGAUUAGGUGCUAAUGUCGGUCUGACUGUUGUGAAGGGUAUAGCUGGUUGGAUGAUGAAUUCCGCGUCAUUAGUUGCUGAUGCCGCACAUUCUCUAAGCGGCAACGACUUUGUGACAUUAUAUACAAUCCGACAAUCAAGAAAGCCUCCUGAUGAAACGCAUCCCUAUGGUUAUGGUAAAUAUGAAGCUGUCGGAUCUCUCGCUGUCUCUUCAUUAUUGGCUGUAGGUGCCUUUGGAAUCGGCUAUCAUUCUUAUGAGUUGCUUAUGAGUGCAAUACCACCCAACUCUCCUUUUAAUAUCACUGAAAUUAGUCUUACUACGCAAAUUGAUCGUCCGCAUUUAAAUCCAAAUGCCACAUGGUUUGCCGCUGGAUCUGUUGUCGUAAAAGAAGCUUUAUAUAGAUCAACGAUGAAAAUUGCAUCAGAAGAACAAUCCGAUAUUUUAGCUGCCAAUGCAUGGCAUCAUCGAAGUGAUGCUGCAUCCAGUCUAGUAGCAGUGAUCUCGAUUGGAGGAAGUUCUUUCGGUUUUCCACUUCUUGAUCCUAUAGGCGGAAUAUUAGUAGCAGGAAUGAUUCUGAAGAGUGGAAUUGAAAUUAUGAUAUCAUCGUUAAGAGAAUUGGUUGAUAUGGGAUUGAAAGAAGAUGACAUAAAGAAAGUUGAAAAGGCUGUUUAUAAGAUUCAGGGCAUUGAACCGGGUGUUAUCAACUUUCGAAGCAUAAGAGGUCGUAAGUCUGGUCCAUUUUAUUUGAUUGAUAUGAUCGUACAGGUCGAUCCAGACUUGAAAAUUUCCAAAGCACGUCUUAUUGAGGAGGAAAUACAAAAGGAGGUUAAAAAAGAAU
This is a messenger RNA of Racocetra persica, 1090 nucleotides long. Lineage: Eukaryota; Fungi; Glomeromycota; Glomeromycetes; Diversisporales; Gigasporaceae. The record is from the annotation of a GenBank genome assembly.